This is a messenger RNA of Rubroshorea leprosula, 2737 nucleotides long. Lineage: Eukaryota; Viridiplantae; Streptophyta; Magnoliopsida; Malvales; Dipterocarpaceae. The record is from the annotation of a GenBank genome assembly.
GAUUAUUCUCGUUUACAUGUUUUUGGUUGUGUGUGCUUUGUUCAUUUACCACCUCAUGAAAGGACAAAAUUAUCAAACCAAGCUGCCAUGUGUGUUUUUGUUGGAUAUGGAAUUGAUCAAAAGGGUUUCUUGUGUUAUGAUCCAAAAAUUGCAGAACAAGUUUCCAUUGAUCAAUUCCACAUAGCAGAUGAACAACCUCAAACUUGUUCCUUUCACCAACCAAAAGAUGGUACACCUGUGGAUGCUCAAUCAGAGGCUGUUAGCAUUCCUUGUUGGAAGGAAGCUAUGGAUUCUGAAUUAAGUGCCUUAUUGGAGAAUGAUACUUGGGAUAUGGUACCUUGUCCUUCUAAUGUGUCUAUUAUUGGUAGCAAGUGGGUCUUUUCUAUUAAGCUCAAAGCAGACGGUAGUAUUGAGCAGUAUAAAGCAAGACUUGUUGCCCAAGGUUAUAAGCAAGAGUAUGGAAUUGAUUAUAUAGAAACAUUUGCACCAGUGGCUAAAAUGACUACAGUGAGAUUACUUAUUGCUCUUUCGACAAUGCAUCAGUGGCCUAUUUCUCAAAUGGAUGUGAAGAAUGCUUUUCUGCAUGGGAAUUUGAAAGAAACUGUUUAUAUGAAGCCUCAUCCAGUUAUUGUGGAUGCUGGGUAUGUUCAAAGUUCUCAUGAUUAUUCCUUGUUCAUGCAUAACUCUCCGCAAGGUGUUACUCUACUUUUGAUUUAUGUCGACGAUAUGCUUAUUAUCGAUAGUAAUAAGGAAGAAGUUCACUCAUCUUCUCGAGGUUAUGCGGUGAAUCAACAGAAGUAUGUUCUGGAUUUGAUCCAAUUUGCGAAUUUAUCUGAUGAUAAAUGUGUUGACACUCCAAUGGAAGUAAAUGUCAAGCUUAGGAAGGAAGAUGGUGAAAAACUCUCUAAUCCUAGCUUUUAUCGUCAACUUGUGGGUCGCCUCCUUUAUCUUACUAUGACUAGACCUGAUAUUGCUUAUGCUGUGCAAGUGAAACAGAAAACAGUGUCCAAAUCCACUACUGAAGCUGAAUACCGAGCAAUGUCUUCAGCAUGUAGUGAAUUGACUUGGCUUCGAGGAUUUUUACAAACACUUACUUUUCCUACUCCUCCUUCACCUCUUUAUGCUGAUAAUAUGAGUGCUAUUCAUAUUGCAUCCAAUCCUGUCUUUCACAAGUGUACCAAGCACAUUGAAGUGGAUUGCCACUUUAUACGGAAUAUGUAUCUUGCAGGUGCCAUUACUCUUCCUUAUAUUGCUUCUAAGCAUCAAAUUGCAGAUAUUUUUACAAAGGCAAUGACAACUGCACGGCACAAGUUUUUAGUGAGCAAAUUGACACUGGUUUCCCAGCCUCAGUUUGAGGGGGAGUUUAAGCUCCGCUACUUGAAUCCGCUCCUCCUCACCAAAAUCCAAUUCCAUGAACUCCAAUUUCCUCCUUUUCCUUCCCCCUCCCCUACUCGCGGCAGAUCUGCUGAUUUUCUCAUCCAUCUCGAACCCUUGUUUUAUGCCACACUGGAACUCCGCCAACCUUUGGGUACCCUCUUACAAACUCUUUGUUCUCAAGCCAAGAAGAUUGUCAUAAUCCAUGAUGUUAUGAUGGCAUUUGCAGUUCAAGAUGCUGCUUCUUUUCCAAAUGUACAACUCUAUGCUUUUGACUCUUCAUGCUCCUUCACUGCCUUCACUACAAUGCGAGAACAGGCAGAGUCAACGUUCCCGAUUCCUGAAGAGAUUGAAUUCCCAGAUAACCUUCCUUCCGUGGAAGGUUGCUUCACAGAUGAGGUGAUGAAAUUCGCAGUUCUUCAAUUUGAAGCCUUGAAAUUCCAAUCUGGUUAUAUCCGGAACACUUGUAGAGUGAUUGAAGGCGAUUAUAUCGAUCUUGUAGGUCAGAUUCGAGGAAAUAAAAAGCAGUGGGCAGUUGGGCCAUUGAAUGUAUAUCUGGGAUGCCUUGGUAAGAAGAACAGCUCAAAAAUUGGGAAGAACAAAUGUGUGGAGUGGCUAGAUAAACAACCACCACAUUCAGUCCUAUACAUAUCUUUCGGAACAACUUGUUCCAUGACAGAGGAACAGGUUAAGGAACUUGCAAUGGGUUUAGAAGAGAGCAAAAUCAGAUUCAUUUGGGUACUGAAAGAUGCAGAUAGAGCUGAUGUUUUUGCUGAAGAAAACGGAAGCAGCCCUGAGCUUCCGAAGGGGUUUGAAGAGAGAACGGAAGGAGUAGGGAUGGUGGAGAGAGGGUGGGCGCCUCAGGCGGAAAUUCUUCGGCACCCUUCUACUGGGGGUUUCAUGAGUCACUGUGGGUGGGGUUCAGUUCUGGAGAGCAUCAGCGUGGGAGUACCGAUUGCGGCUUGGCCUAUGCACUCCGACCAACCAUGGAAUGCUGCCCUGGUCACACGGGUGCUGAAGAUUGGCGUGGUCGCAAGGGACUGGUCUCACAGAAAGGAACUUGUGAUGGCCUCAAUUAAAGAAACUGUGACGACUCUGAUGGCAUCGGAGGAAGGGCAAAUGGUGAGAAAAAGGGCAAAGGAAUUGGGAGGAGGUGUCCGUCGAGCCACAGCUGAAGGCGGUGUUUCACGAAUGGAAAUGGAAGCCUUUAUCGAUCAUAUAAUUAACUAAAUAGAUUUAUGUUGGCCAAAAAUUAAUUAAGCGGUACACCGUGGUAAUUUUACUAAUAUAAAUAAGAGGUUUGGAUUUAUUCCAGAUAUAUAUAUGAUGGUGAAAAAUACAGAAAUAAAAAAAAGUUGUCUUU